AUGCUAUCAAAGACCUACACGAGUAUAAAAACAUCCUUCCUUAUACUAAUUGCCGGCGAUUGGAAUGCUAAGGCAGGCAAAGGCCGUGGUGAAGAAGUGUUCAUGGGCAGACAUGGACGGGGGAUAAGAAAUGCACCAGGUGAAAUGCUUGUGAACUUCUGCAGCAUAUUCAAGCUACUGCUAUGCAAUACGGUCUUUCCUCAUGCGGCACGUCAUAAAACCACGUGGACCGGGACUAGAAGAAACAAAAAUGGGGAGUACGUCAACAUCUAUAAUCAAAUCGAUUAUAUCAUCUGUAGACAAGAAGAAAAACAUCGAUUGCUGGAUGCCAGGUCAUAUGGCGGGGCACUUACACUGAGCGAUCACAAAGCCAUUGUGGCACGAUUGAGACUGAAAAGAAUUUUUGGAUCGCCUCUUUCAAAAGAAAAUGAAUCAAACCGAAUUAGAUACUCAGUGGAAAAACUGAUUACAUCAGAUGUUACCAAGGAAAAAUACUCCCAGGCAAUCAUCGAAAACCUAAAAGUAACAGAAACGGUAAAAGACCCAAACAAAAGCUGGGAUAUAUUAGAAAAACUUAUUCACAAAGCUGCAACGGAAACCAUUGGAACGACUGCAUUCAGAAACCACUCAAACCCAUUGAAUCCAAAUGUUGCCGAAAUGGCAACAAAACAAAAAGCCAUCCAACUGAAAAUUGAAAACACCAACGACAAGGAGGCAAAGGAAAAACUCAAAGAGAGAACGUAG
Messenger RNA from Octopus sinensis (East Asian common octopus), 744 nucleotides. RefSeq lists its product as uncharacterized. NCBI's taxonomy places the organism in Eukaryota, Metazoa, Mollusca, Cephalopoda, Octopoda, Octopodidae. The transcript has a single exon. The record is from RefSeq and is a predicted model, not a curated record. Bases 1 to 744 code for a protein of 247 amino acids.